AUGGCUACCAAGAAAGCCGUUCCUACAGAGGAGGAGCUCCUCGCUCAACUUGAUGAUUUAGGAACAAAAGCAGCCGCACGGCCCUCGAAAUCCUCGACGCGAGCACCCCGCCAGAGCGGCCAGACGUCUCAAACAUCACAGUCCGAGCAAGACCUGCUAGCAGAGCUGGGGAGCCUCGCACAUCACAGACCCGCUAGCAGACCUGGCACUCCUUUGUUGAAGCCCAAUGCUCCUUCGACUGCCGGCAGUCGAUCUCCCAACCGGGGUGCCACUGGCACCCCUCCAGCUGGUCGCUCAAGCGAGGAGAAAUCGAGCAACGGCCAGCGCAAAUCCGGCGACAGCACACGAUCCUUCCAUCAGAGCUUCACCCCUGCUACAACGACGACCGAAGAAUCGGUCGAGACUGAAUCACAACCCGCUACCCCUGCGCCCGCUCCUGCCAAGGGUUCGGGUUGGUGGGGAGGCUUCUUGUCGACCGCCUCUGCUGCUGUAAGUCAAGCCCAGGCGGCUGUCAAGGAGAUCCAGAAGAAUGAAGAGGCGCAGAGAUGGGCGGAGCAAGUGCGUGGCAAUGUAGGAGCUCUUCGAGACAUUGGCGGUGAUCUAAGAUCUAUGGCUAUGCCAACCUUCCAGAACAUCUUGCAGACAAUUGCGCCCCCAAUCUCCUCUCAUGAAAGACUUCAAAUCCAUAUCACACAUGACCUCACGAAUUACCCAACCCUCGAUCCUCUUAUUUACCAAGUCUUUAGCCGUGUCAUGGCACAAGUCGAAGGCGGGGAUCUGAUGGUUAUACAGAAAGGACAAGAAGCAGGGCCGAAACGAGGUUCGUCCGAACUCUCGAGACCUUUGGGCUCCUGGCAUGACGGCCCAUGGUGGAGAAGUGGUGAGAGACGCAGCAUUAACGCUGUCAAGGGUGUGGUCGAAGGCAGCAAACUGGUCCGAGCAUCUGCCGAAUCAUAUGCCAGCGAAUAUUUUGCGCCCAAGGGAGGUUUGGAGGAAGCUGCAAAACGUGCCACGGAGACGCUUUCCGAAUCCAACCCGACCCGUGACAGUCAGAUCUUCCUAGCCGUUCAAGCAAUCUCUCAACCUGUUCCCAAAGACCUUUUCGCCACGGCCGCUAGCUCUGAAAAACCGGGCCAAGUUCGAGAAGUUGCUGAGGACGAGAAGCAUGAGAUUCUGUUUGCAAUCUAUUUGCAUGACCCGAUCCACGGCAUUGCGUUUCAAGCAGUUUCACAAGCUUUGCCUGAACAAUGGAUCGAGUGGCUUGAUGCACCGAGCGGUGGAGAAGGCACUCUCCCUGAAAGCAUCGAGGAAAUCCUUGAAAGCGGAGGGAUCGACCCCAGAGAAUGGGUGAGUGAGUGGGUGGAGGAAAGCUUGAGUUUGGUGGUUGGUGUCAUUGCCCAGAGAUACGUCGCUAAGAGAAUGGGCGUUGGUGAGGGCGGAGGAAGAAGGGGAAAGCUCAAGGCCGAAUUGAACCAGGAGGCUGUCACCGAAAGCGGCGGCGGCGAAGCUGCGAGAGCUCUAGGCUGA
Molecule: messenger RNA, 1527 nt
Organism: Exophiala aquamarina CBS 119918
Lineage: Eukaryota; Fungi; Ascomycota; Eurotiomycetes; Chaetothyriales; Herpotrichiellaceae
Exons: 2
Coding region: 1-1527 (508 amino acids)
Source: RefSeq, a predicted model, not a curated record